This is a messenger RNA of Aspergillus pseudonomiae, 2006 nucleotides long. Its product is annotated as transferase family-domain-containing protein. NCBI's taxonomy places the organism in Eukaryota, Fungi, Ascomycota, Eurotiomycetes, Eurotiales, Aspergillaceae. The record is from RefSeq and is a predicted model, not a curated record. The transcript has a single exon. The coding region runs from base 343 to 1821 and encodes 492 amino acids.
CAAUACGACCCACUGUCUGUUGACAGACCAUCUCAGUCUCAACAUUCUGAAGGGAAUACUUGAAGUCACUCGCCAUGAUAUCAUGAUCCGUUAUUAUCGAGUGUAGUGAGCAUUAUCUGUUUCCCCAUGGAGAAAGACCCUGGAAUUCCGACUUUGCUUGAGCAAACCAAGGGCAUUCUGACUACUUGGCAACGACAAAGCAAAUCCAAGUUUCUCCAGUCUACCAUAAUGUAUCAAGUUUCCAUUUGCAUUUUCGAUGACCCUUUAACUAAUGAACUAGUACUUCUGAGCGUUUGGACCGUUUGCUAAUGGCCCUAACCGCGCAAGAUUCAGUUCGCAGGCAUGGAUUUCUUCAACUACCCUUUGACAGCUUUCGACUCUGCAUCGCCACGGGGCUACCCUGCCUUUCUCCUCUUCUUCCGCUCUACAAAUCCACAAACAGGACUCCAGGCAUUAGAAGAUGGGGUGGCCAAGCUAAUCCAACGGCUUCCAUUCCUUGCUGGGGAUAUCCACCCGUGCCCCUGCGACCAUCCUUUUAAAGAACAGAUACAGCCCUCACCUCGUACGCUCGACAAGGUGCCAAUGUUCCAGUCUCAGUACCAGUCUGUACCAAUGUCCAGUGUGGUGAGCCAGCUUGGGUCCGCCAUUUACACAAACACCCUGUGCCCCAUUCGACCUCGUCUGGAUGAUUCUGAACCUCACCCGGUCCUUCGCUUUCAGGGAACCCAAUUAAAAGAUGGCAUUGUCCUCAGCAUGUCCUUUUCUCAUAAUGUGUUUGACGCUGCUGGGGCUGGAUAUGUGUUGGAAUCAUUGGCAGCUUGCUGUUACAAUACUUCAACCGGAGGCACUGACGCUCAGAUGCCGUUGGCAUUGGACCCAGAGGCCGAUUUGCGGAUAAGACAGGUGAUCUUGGACGAUGUCUCUAGGCCAUACAGCACGGGACAGUUCUCAGAGAACUACCGGUGCAACGCAAGCGAGAAAGUGCGCGACGAACUUGCCUCAGUGGUAGCGGUUUAUCACCACAAGAUGUAUACUUUAUCUGCGAAUAAGAUCCAGAUAUUGAGGACAACGUGCAAUAACCUAACUCCCUGCUUUGAGAAAGUGUCAUCUUCACAAGCUAGGUCUCUCUCGAGGUCAGAUAUAGUGAGCGCAGCACUUGCGCUUUGCGUGAAAAGGAGUCGGGCUGCUGCGGCGCCGAGUGGACUAGUAUCCAAACCGAAGGAGCCAGGGCGAUUUGCGCUGGCCGUGAAUCUGCGCCCGCGUCUCCGGAAAGUCGGUGCUGAAAAGUAUUUCGGUAGUUUUAUGACCACUGUCCAGAUUAAUUCGAUACAGAAGGAUGUAUCCCCAGGAGGGGGGUUUUCUGAUUACAGGGGAUUUGACCUGCUGCAUCUCACAAGAAUUGCCUUAAACUUCCGUCAGAAGGUCGCUGCCGUUACCCCUGAAUAUGUUCACGAGUUGGGCUCUCAUUUGAGACAACAGAAGAAUAUUCGGCUUACAACUAGGCUUGCAGAAUUCGGUGUGACUGAUAUGAGACCGCUAAAAAUGUACAGCCUCAACUUUGGGGGGCAAUUGGGUUUCAUUGAUUACCUGUGGCUCCAGUUGAAGCCCAUCGAUGGAACGUGUGUCAUUAUGCCAGCUCGUAUCAAAGAUUCUGAUAAUCACUACGGGAGCAAGGUAGAGGGUUCAUGGGACGUCUUGAUCACAUUGAAGCCGAACGUUCUUGAUACUUUGGAGAAGGAUCCACUGUUCAGCUUUUUGGUGGAGAAGAAGGAACAGCUGGUCGGGUUCAAUUCAAACACUGGUGUACAUGCGCACUUAUAACCGUGUUUCAUGCUGCAAUACCAAGCAUCAUUGUGAUUGUGGAGACUAGGUGGAAAACUUUCCAAUUGCGUCUAUAUUGAUAGUCAAACCAGCAAGGGGUUUCUUUUUUUUUUUUUUUUUUGGCUAAGUGAACAUGCUUAUUUACGAGUCUGUGGCCAGAUCAGUUUGAGGGCCCUUUGCUGCUA